UUUAUAUAAAGUAUGAUGAUGAUGAUGAUUUUUUAGGAUACUUAUAUAUAUAUAUAUAUCAAUCAAUAAUAAGUGAUAGCAAUCAUGGCCAGUGUUAAUGUUAAUCGUAAUUUAACCGAUCAAUUUUAUCGGUAUAAGAUGCCAAAAUUAUUGGCAAAAGUUGAAGGAAAAGGCAAUGGCAUCAAAACGGUUAUUGUCAAUAUGGUUGAUAUUGCUAAAGCAUUGAAUCGUCCACCAAUGUAUCCAACCAAAUAUUUUGGUUGUGUUCUUGGAGCACAGGUUAAUUGUGAUGUAAAAAAUGAACGUUAUAUUGUGAAUGGAUCACAUGAUGCAGCACGUUUACAAGAUUUAUUAGAUGGUUUCAUUAAGAAAUAUGUUCUUUGCGCUUCUUGUGAUAAUCCUGAAACAACAUUGUUGGUUAAUCAUAAAAAAGGUACAAUUAGUGCCACAUGUAAAGCAUGUGGCCAUCUGGGAUCAAUUAGCUCACAGGAUAAAUUGACCACAUAUAUAUUGAAGUGUCCACCGGAUCAACAAAAUGCACCCGGUGCAUCAGUGAGUAAACGAAAGAAGAAAGAACGUGAAGAAAAAUGCCGCAAAGAUGGUCAAAAUGGUCGUAGUGGUAGUCCACAACAUGAUUCCGAUGAAUUUACAGCCGAAAAUGGUGAUCAGGAUAAUGAUUGGUGUGAUCCAACUGAAGUUGCCGAAGAUCUGGAUAAUAGUGCAUUGAAAAAAUUGACGCUAAAUGACGAUCUUGAAAAAUCUGUUCAACAACGAAUGCAAAUUUUUUAUGAUUUUGUCAAGGAAAAAACUUUGACUAACGGACCGAUUGAUGUAGCCAUUCAAAAGGAAAUUCUUAGUGAAGCUGAACGUUUAGAAGUUAAGGACAAAGCUGCCAUUGUUCUUUGUGAAGUUUUAUUCCGUGAUCCAACUAAAAUUCCUGAAAAGAUCAAGGCUAAUCGAAAUUUAUUUUUACGCUUUACAUUGGAUAAUCCCAAAUGUCAAAAAUAUCUGAUUCGUGGUUUUGAAUUGACUGUCAAAGAAUUUCCCAUUGAAUUGCUUCCACGUGUUGCCACCAUUUUGAAAACAUUCUAUGAUGAAGAUAUUUUGGAUGAAAAAGUUCUUAUCGAUUGGGCUGAUAAGAAAAAAUCUGCUGUCAAAGAAUUAGGAACGCAAAUCUUUGAAAGAGCACAAAAAUUUAUUGAUUGGCUUAAAAUUGCCGAAGAAGAAGAUGAUGAUGAUGACGAUGAAGAGGAAGAGGACGAAGUGCAAGUUGUUUAUGAUGAACGAAGUCGACCAGAUAAAAUUAUUGAAUUGGAAGAAAAGAAACAAUCGGAAGAGGUGAAAAAAUUAUUAAAUAAAGAUAAAGAUUUAGAUAUUGAUAUUGAUGUGUUUUUUUUUGCAUUUCAUUCAUUCAUCAUGAUUAGUAUGUCUCAAGAGGAAAUCAUUGCCAAUACUAAAACGGUCAUACAAGGCUUGGAAGCAUUAAAAAAUGAAAAUUGUACCAUAUUAUCUGGCCUAUUACAAUCAUUACAAUUGGUUAAGGAAACAUCUAAAGGUAGUGAUGUGAAUACACGUUUGAUGGAAGAAAAGGCAACAAUCAUUAGAAAAAGUAUUGAAUCAAUUGAAUUGGGCCUAAAUGAAGCUCAUGUAAUGAUGGCCCUAGCUGGACAUCUACAAAGUAUCGAAGCGGAAAAACAGAAAUUUCGUGCACAAGUAAGACGUCUCUGUCAAGAGAAUUCGUGGUUACGAGAUGAAUUGGCAAAUACUCAACAAAGAUUACAAGUUUCCGAACAAACGGUGGCCCAAUUAGAGGAAGAAAAACGACAUCUUGAAUAUAUGAAUUCAUUGAAAAAAUAUGAAACUGGUGAAGCUAAUGUUUCCGAAGAAAGUUAUACAUCAAAAAGUAAAACUGAUAACGAAAAAGAUCCAUUAGAUCUUGGAUUUCCCGAUGAUGAUGAUGAUGAUAAUGUUCACCCUGAGGGACUAACAUCGACACCACCUGGAUGCCAGAUGGCUACCGGUGGUAAUCCCGGUUAUGAAAUUCCGGCUCGUUUGCGUACAUUACAUAAUCUGGUUAUACAAUAUGCAUCGCAAGGGCGAUAUGAAGUAGCCGUACCAUUAUGUAAACAAGCAUUGGAAGAUCUGGAAAAAUCCAGUGGUCAUGAUCAUCCGGAUGUGGCCACAAUGUUGAACAUUUUAGCCCUUGUAUAUCGUGAUCAAUAUAAAUACAAAGAAGCAGCCAAUCUAUUGAAUGAUGCAUUGGCUAUUCGUGAGAAAACAUUAGGUGAAAAUCAUCCAGCUGUAGCGGCUACAUUAAAUAAUUUGGCCGUAUUGUACGGAAAACGAUCACGUUAUAAAGAAGCUGAACCAUUGUGUAAACGUGCAUUAGAAAUACGUGAACGUGUUCUUGGAAAAAAUCAUCCAGAUGUUGCAAAGCAAUUGAAUAAUUUAGCCUUACUUUGUCAAAAUCAAGGAAAAUAUGAUGAAGUUGAAAAGUAUUAUAUGCGUGCAUUAGAAAUCUAUGAAAGUGCACUUGGCCCAGAUGAUCCAAAUGUGGCCAAGACAAAAAAUAAUCUUGCAUCCGCUUACCUGAAACAAACUAAAUAUAAAGAAGCUGAAGCCCUUUAUAAAGAGAUAUUAACACGUGUUCAUGAAAGAGAAUUCGGUAAUAUUAAUGAAGAAAAUAAACCUAUUUGGCAAUUGGCUGAAGAACGUGAAGAAAGGAAGAAUGGAACUCCAACUAUUUCCGAUUAUGGUGGAUGGUAUAAAGCGGUUGAUAAAUGUCCAACUGUUGCAACUACAUUGAAAAAUUUGGUGGCAUUAUAUCGUAAGAUAGGAAAAAUGGAUGCAGCCGAAGUUCUUGAAGAUUUGACUGCUGCGCGAAUCAAUAAAGAUAAUCAUGAAGUAUCGAGCAACAGGCAAGGCAAGUUUACUUAUUUAAACAAUAGUGAUUAUAAAGACAAUCAACAACUCAAAGAUAAACGACGAUCAUUUUUUAAGGAUAGUUUCGAACAUGGAUCUCGGGAAUCGUUGGAAAACAACGGAACAAUCGAAAUGAUUACAUCGCCAUCAUCAUCAUCAUCACCCAAAAUGAUAAAUACACAGAACAUCAGUGAAAAUAACAAUCACAGGAAUUCGUUAUCAUCAUCAUCAUCGAUUCGUCGUUUAGUAUUAUCCAGUUCAUUUGGUAAUCUAGUGGAACAUACUAGUGGUGGUAAUAGUAAUUUAUCAAAAAUUGGUUUAAAAUCAAAACUAUUUAGUGCAUUUGGUUUUCCUCCUCCUCCUCCGACAUCACCAAAUUAAUCACAUUAUCAAGUAAUCAUUUAUGAUCAAGUUUUAUUCCUUGAAGAAUUGAUUUAUUUUUAUUUUUUUAUUUCACCUACUAAAUUAUCGUCGACAACGAUUGGCUCAUUCAUUAAGUUCCUUAUUCCAGAAAAAAAACUAUGUUCGAUUCGACUAUUUCUUUUUCACAUUUGAUUUGAAAAAAAAUUGAAAAUUUUCAACAUUCUCCUUUCCCACAUCUAAUUAUAUUUUUUUUCUUUAUAUUCUAUAGACUGUGAUAAAUAUUUUGUAACACAUUUUGAAUGAAACGACGAAAAAAUGAGAAUAAUUUAAAAUUGUAUUAGAAUUAUCGGUACUCAUCAUCAUCCAUUAACACACACACACACUUACACAGCACUAUAUCCAAUUAUUGACAUUCAAACCACACUACCAUUAAUUAUUGAUUAUAUUAAAUAUCAUCAUAAACCAUUUUUA
Dermatophagoides farinae (American house dust mite) is the source of this 3756-nucleotide messenger RNA. NCBI's taxonomy places the organism in Eukaryota, Metazoa, Arthropoda, Arachnida, Sarcoptiformes, Pyroglyphidae. The record is from RefSeq and is a predicted model, not a curated record.